CCUCGGAUUUUCGGUUUCGCAGAGAAGAAGAAGGGCCGGGGACGGGCGGGCGCUCGAAAUCGUAAAAGCCGCAAGAGCAGAGCAGCUGACGGCGUGUGGUCAGUGCGAGUCUGGAAAUGGCAGCGUCGUGCUGCAAAAACAAUGUCGAGUGACGGGCGCCCUGGCCAGUCCGUGAAGGCUGCUCGGCACUAGCGGUCACCGGAGGUGAAGUUCGAGGACAAUGAUGGACGUGAGUGAGUGCUGCCCCCACCUGGACUGCAUAGGCGAGGUCACCAAGGAGGACCUGCUGCAGAAGUCCAAGGGCACCUGCCAGUCAUGUGGAGCCGGGGGACCCAAUCUGUGGGCCUGCCUGCAGAGCAGCUGUCCCUACGUGGGCUGCGGAGAGUCCUACGCCGACCACAGCACCCUUCACGCUCAGGCCAAGAAGCACAACCUGACAGUGAACCUGACCACGUUCCGCGUGUGGUGUUACGUCUGUGAGCGGGAGGUGUUUCUGGAGAAGAGGGCGCCCACACCGACUUCGGGGGCACACCAGUGCAAGGCCUCGGAGCAGGAGAAUUCGCCACCUGCCCUUAAUCACCCGUUAAGGGCUGUGCCUAUUGCUGUGGCCGAUGACGGCGAGUCCGAGUCUGAGGAGGAUCACCUGAAGCCCAGAGGCCUCACCGGAAUGAAGAACAUCGGGAACUCGUGCUACAUGAACGCCGCCCUGCAGGCCUUGUCAAACUGCCCCCCGCUGACCCAGUUCUUCUUGGAAUGUGGGGGUCUCGUCCGCACGGAUAAGAAGCCAGCGUUGUGCAAGAUUUACCAGAAGCUGAUCUCUGAGCUCUGGCACAAGAAACGUCCCAGUUACAUUGUACCUACCAGUCUGUCACAUGGCAUCAAGCUGGUGAAUCCCAUGUUCCGAGGUUAUGCCCAGCAGGACACCCAGGAGUUCCUGCGCUGCCUGAUGGACCAGCUGCACGAGGAGCUCAAGGAGCCGCUGGCCGAGUGCGAGGUGGACGAGCGCUGUGACGGGGACCGCAGCCCCUCCGAAGACGAGUUCCUCUCCUGUGACUCGGGGUCGAGCAGCGAUCGCGGAGAGGGGUGCGACGCGCGGGGUCCGGGAGAGGCGGAGCUGCUCAUUCAGGAUGAGUGCGGAGGAAGCUGGGCGGGCAUCUCGGAGAAGGAGCGUCUGAAGGAAAGACGAUUUUCAGGCUCGCCGCGACACGCCGGCUCUCGGGAGAUGGAUGAGGACGCGGACGUGGAUACCACCGUCGAGGAGAGAGGAAGCCCCCAGAAGCAGGAUGGGGAUGACGGCCCGUCGCUCAACAGGACCAGCAGCCGAAACUGUGGCACAGAACCCGACAACGAGGCCUCGAUGAAUUGUUCCUCUCAUCCUUGCAGCCCGACUCCGGCUCAGCAGGACUCCCACCCAAAGGUGUCCAGCAGCCCACCUCGCUCCAGCCCGCUUCGUGCGCCAGGCACGCUGAGCACCACGUACUCCCUCAAGAAAGCUCAGCUCUUCUUGGGGAGCAGAAAGAAAAAGCAGGCGCGGUUCCGCAGCGUCAUCUCGGACAUCUUUGACGGCUCCAUCCUCAGUCUGGUCCAGUGCCUGACGUGUGACCGGGUUUCGAGCACCGUGGAGAUGUUCCAGGACUUGUCUCUGCCAAUCCCCGGGAAGGAGGACCUCGCCAAGCUUCACUCGUCGAUUCAUCAGAAUGCCCCCAUGAAGACGGGCACCUGCAGUGACGCCUAUGCCUCCCAGGGCUGGAUCUCCUACAUCAUGGAGUACAUCCGCCGGUUUGUCGUGUCCUGCAUCCCCAGCUGGUUUUGGGGUCCGGUGGUCACACUUGAAGAUUGCCUGGCUGCAUUUUUUGCAGCCGAUGAACUGAAAGGAGACAACAUGUACAGCUGUGAAAGAUGUAAGAAGUUGAGAAAUGGAGUGAAGUACUGCAAAGUCCUGCGGCUGCCUGAGAUCCUGUGCAUUCACCUCAAGCGCUUCCGCCAUGAAGUCAUGUACUCGUUCAAGAUCAACAGCCACGUCUCGUUCCCCGUGGAGGGACUUGACCUUCGACCCUUCCUGGCCAAAGAGAGCUCCUCCCAGAUUACCACCUAUGACCUGCUGUCUGUCAUCUGCCACCAUGGGACCGCGGGCAGUGGGCACUACAUCGCCUACUGCCAGAAUGUGAUCAACGGCCAGUGGUACGAGUUUGAUGACCAGUAUGUCACGGAGGUCCACGAGACGGUGGUGCAGAACGCCGAGGCCUACGUCCUCUUCUACAGGAAGAGCAGCGAGGAGUCACUGCGGGAGCGGCAGAAGGUGGUGGCCUUGGCCAACAUGAAGGAGCCCAGCCUGCUGCAGUUCUACAUCUCCAGGGAGUGGCUCAACAAGUUCAACACGUUCACCGAGCCAGGGCCCAUCAGCAACCACACCUUCCUGUGCCCGCACGGCGGAAUCCCACCCAAUAAGUACCACUACAUUGAUGACCUGGUGGUGAUUCUCCCCCAGAAUGUCUGGGACUAUCUCUAUAACCGGUUUGCCGGGGGUCCUGCUGUCAACCACUUGUAUGUGUGCCACGUGUGCCAGGUGGAGAUCGAGGCCUUGGCCAAGCGGAGGAAGAUUGAAAUCGACACGUUCAUCAAGCUGAACAAAGCCUUCCAGGCUGAAGAGUCGCCCGGCGUCAUCUUCUGUAUCAGCAUGCAGUGGUUCAGAGAGUGGGAGAGCUUCGUCAAGGGCAAGGACAACGAGCCGCCAGGCCCAAUCGACAACAGCAGAAUCGGGGUGAUGAAGAGCGGCCACGUGCAGCUCAAGCAAGGAGCGGAUUACGGCCAGAUAUCCGAGGAGACCUGGACGUACCUGUUCACCAUCUACGGCGGUGGCCCCGAGAUCGCCGUGCGCCAGAGCGUCGCCCAGCCCGACACCGAGAGCCUCCAUAACGAGAGCAAGAUCGAGGCGGAGACGAGGGCUGUUUGAGGAGUCGCCUCGGUUUUGUCCCAGCAGAAGUAGCGACGCCGACUGCGCACCUUUGCAAACUUGUGAGCACUUUGUGACGUACGAUUGUGUCCUCCUGUGAUGUGUCAUUAAAAAGCGAAUGUGUUACAUGCCGCUAGAGCCGCCGUCCACCGACUGACGAGCCCGCCUGGCACUGUGUGCCCGCUUACUCCGCGCCUGGGAGCCCCUCGCACUGGAAAACCCGAUGGACAGACUGCAGUCACCGAGUGGACCUCGGAGUUCGUGUGCGACUUCUUACCUUAGUGCUUGUCUUAUCGGUGGCCUUAAUAAAACAUUGCAGGUCACACUGUCACCUCAGAA
Molecule: messenger RNA, 3292 nt
Organism: Erpetoichthys calabaricus (reedfish)
Lineage: Eukaryota; Metazoa; Chordata; Cladistia; Polypteriformes; Polypteridae
Gene: usp20
Product: ubiquitin specific peptidase 20
Exons: 26
Coding region: 221-2953 (910 amino acids)
Biological process (GO): protein deubiquitination
Molecular function (GO): cysteine-type deubiquitinase activity; zinc ion binding
Source: RefSeq, a predicted model, not a curated record